UGUAAAUUAUUUGAAAAAGUUCUUGUACAAAAUAUUCGUUUCGGUCUUUCACCAAGUCUAACAAAAGCUAUUGCCAGUGUUAGCAGAUGGCGGCUCAUUGUAUCGGCUUUACCACAUGUGAUGCAUUGUUGUUCAACAUUAUUAUAUAUACGUAGAAAAAAUUCAUUUGAUAAAUUAUCAGCAUCAGAAACAAAAUUAUUAUAUACAUUACAUUGGAUAUUAUUGGAUGCAGCUGAAGAAUGUGCUGAUGAAGAAAAUGAACAUGGUAUAAAUCGUCCACAAGAACAUUAUAUACUUCCAGUGACAACCAUACAGACAUUUGUCUAUUUAUUUGCACCAUUAAUACCUCAUUUAAAGCAAUCAGAUUUUUUAACAUCAUUUCGUCUUGAAAAUGGUUAUAAAAUAUGGAUACCAUUAUUCAAUUAUUGUCAUCCAGAAAUACCAAGUUUUCUUGCACAUGCAAAACAAAAUACAUUUUCAUUAUCAAGAAAUAUGGAAAAAAAAUUACCAAUUCCAAAAUUUGGUGAUGUAUUCAUUGGUUCAUCAACCCAGUUGGAUAAAUCUGCAAUUAAUGUUAUUGAUGAUGGUGGUGAUAAAAAAUCGACGACGAUGAUGAUGAUGAUGAACACUGAACGUAAAGAUUCACAUGAUAUAUUUAAUUUUGGUUCACCACAACCAUCAGAUAGUUCACCAUUACAUAUGAUGAAUGGACAUGAUCCACUUUCAAUUCCACAACAGCAACAACAACAACAACAACAAUCAUCAUCAUCAUCGACAACAACAACAACAAAAACACAAGAAUUAAAGAAAAAAUAUGAAUAUCAAAAAAAAGAUUUAGCCGAACCAUCGAUGGCUACAUAUUUAGAUGUAGCUGUAUUACGUUGUUUAUUCACAUCACAAUGGAUCGAAGAUGGUAUUGAUUGGGCAUUAAAUUUUCUUUAUUAUCGUUUGGAAUGUAUUGAAAAAAGCCGCCAAAAUCAGCAACAAUUUUUUCGUACACGAUCAUAUUCAUUACCAGUACCAAAACGUCGUUAUCGUGAUUCAACAAUGUUUGCCACUGCUGCUGCUAGUAGUGGUGGUGGUGGUGGUUUGACCAAUGAUUCCAAACGAAACCGUCCAAAUGAUGAUCAACAACAUCAUGAUCAAGAAUUGAAUAAAGAUUCUAAAUUGAAAACAUUUCGUGAUGUACGUCGUUCAUCAUUUUCCGGACUUCCAGGACUGUCAGGAUUUCAGGCUUUAAUAAGCAGUACUACAUCAAGUGCCUCAUUUGGCAGACAUGGAAGUGAAAAAGUUAAACAUAAAAAAUCUAAAAAACAACAACAACAACAACAACAGAAUCAAAAUCAAACGACAUCUACUAUUGAUUGUCAACAACAACAACAACAACAAUCGAACACAAUAUCAUCAACAUCAUCGAAAAUUUAUCAUAAAACCAUCAAUAAUGCUAUAAGUAGCCAUCAUGUGCCAUCAAAAUCUGAUAAUAAUCAAAGUAAUAAACAACAACAACAUCAUCAUGGUCAUCAUAAAUCGAAAAAUUCAACCACUAAAACAGCUAAACAGACAAUCCGUGAUGUUGUACUGUCAAAACAUUUACAUUAUCAUUAUCAUGGUCGUGGUCAUGGCCAUCAACAAUCAUCAAAAUCAUCAACAUCCGUAACUGAAGCUGUAAAUGAUCAACAACAACAACAACAGCGACCAACAUCGGCAAAUAGUUUUAAAAAACGAAAAAUUUCACUUUCAACUGAACAUCGUUUAAUUGAUCGUAAUGAUUUUAAAGGAAAAUCAAUGCCAACAUUACAUCUAAUCGAUGAUGAAAAUCAACCAAUCAAUUUUAAUGAUGAAUAUUAUGAUUAUGAUGAUGAUGAGAAAUAUCCAGCCAUCUAUUUAUCACCGGAAACAGCUCGAACACCAAGUCGUACAUCAUUAACUGAAAUCGGUGGUGGUAUAUCCACCACAAAUGAUACACAAUUGUUAAAUGCACAAUCCAACAACACAAAUCAACAAUCAACAUCGAAUGUACCAAUGUUUCCAAUAAUAACGAUCACUGAACAUUCACCGGUUUCAUCGAUAAAAUUUUUUCACAAUAAUAACAAUCAAAAUCGUUUGAUUGAUGAUAAUAUCGGCGAUGGUGGUGGUGGUGGUGGUGAUGAUGAUGAUGAUUAUAAUAAUAAUCAACAACAACAACAACAACAACAAAAUGAAAUGUUUUAUUCAAGUGCCUAUUAUUCCGGUGGUAGGAGUGGUGGCGGUAGAUCGGCAACAUUAUUAUUACGCUGUAAAAGUGAUGGACAAAUUGAUUAUACAAUUGAAACAAGUGGUGAAUCACUUGCAUCAAUUAAUUAUGUUAAUAAAAAUGGACAAUUAAGCCUAGUGAUCGUGUUGAAAGCUAUACAUUCGAUUACAUUAAAAGAUUCUGUAUGCACAAUGCGUGUAUGCAAAAUUAUACAUAAAAUUAUAAACAAAUUAAUGAGCUUUAAAUUGAUCUCCAAACGUAUUGGUAGUAUUUAUAUUGCCAAAAAAUUCAAAACAUUCAAACCGAAUUGUGAAAAUCCUGAAUUAUCUGUACAUCAUUUAUUCAUGGAUACAUUGUUUCGUAUUAUUAAACAAUUAGGAUGUUCACGUGGUUGUGGUGAAGGUCGACGAGAAAUGGAAGCAAUUCGUUUAAAAGAAAAUGUAAUGAAAACAUUAAAAUCAUUAUAUGAUAUGUCCGAAUUAUUAUUUUUACAAUAUUGUGAAAUGUUGGUCACAUCACAUCCUAUUCAAGAGAUUAUGGAUAUUUUCCAUGCAUUUUUUGGUUUCUGUUCCGAAGGUACCACCACCGCUACCACCACCGCAUCAACAAAUGUUCAACAACAACAACAACCACCACAAACACAACAUUUGACAACAUUUUCAAUAAAAAAAUCUUUACCUGGUACUGGUAUAACCAGUACUGGUACACAAUUGAAAAAUGGUUAUUUUAAUAAUUUUGGUGCCGGAUUUCCAACAAAUGAUUCAUCAUCAUCUAAACUUAAACUUGAAGUCGAUACGAUAAUCGUUAAAUAUACGUUCAAACCAUUCAUAAGUCGUUUGGUUUUUGUACAAAAAGAAUUAAAAGUUCAAGAAAACAUGUCACUCUAUUGUGAGAUUCGACAAUUCAUAUCCUAUGUUCGUGAAUAUCAUGGUGGAAUAUUUCGUAAUGCUGCUCUAAGUGGUCUAAUAGAAAGUACAAAAUUCGUAUUACAAAAUGAUCGUUUAUGGAUAUCAAAAAUGGCAUUAAAAGAUUUAGCCGAUCCACAACAACGAUCAACAAACAAUGAUUCAAAUAUUCAAAGUAAAGAUGAUCAAACAACAGUUCAACAACAACAACAACAACAACCACCACCCACCAGAAUUGCAAAACAUAAAAAAUGGGGUGCAAAUCGAUCAAAAUCAACAUUAAUUGUUGAAUAUAAUAAUUCGGAUUCUAUAUCACAAGAAUUAAUAUCACCAAUAUUUCCACCAAUAGUUGCUCAACAACAACAACAACAAUCAUCAUCUAAUCAACGUAAUCAACAAAUGGAAUUACAAUUAAUAUCAACCACAACGACAACUGUUUUAACAGGCUCAUCAUCAUUGAAUCCGAUUCAAUCUAAAAUGGAUUUUUUCGCAAUCAAUGAUCCAAUAUCACCAUCAACAACGACAAUGACAACGCAACAAUUAACAUCAACGGAUCAUUUUAUGAUGAUGAAUAAUUCAAAUAUUAAUAAUAACAACAAUCAAAUGAAUAAUCACAAUAAUAAUAUUCAACGUGAUUUUGAUGGUGGUAACCUUCCAAAUUAUCUAACUAUUGCAUCAAAUAAUGAACAACAACAACAACAACAACAACAACAAUCACCAUUAUCAGUUACAUUGAUGCGUCGUGGUAGUUUUAAUAAACAAACUCUUAAAGGAUUUUCACCUGCUAAUCAAUCAGCAAAUGCAUUUGCCAUUACAAUAACGGCUGGUAAUGCACUGAAUCAAAAAUCAACAUUUUUCAAAGCUCGUAAACAAUUUAAAAAUGUUUUUGGUGGCAAAAAUAAGUUCAAACAAAAUAGUUUCGAUGAUACACCUGAUUUAUCGAGAAAAAAUUCUUUACAAGAUAUCGACCGUUUGCAACAACAACAACAACAACAAGAUGGUGUUGGAAUUAAUACUACAAUGGCUGUAACAACUGGUUCGGGUGGUUCUGGUGGUACCACCGGAAUUAUGACCACAAAUGUGGAUAUUCCAUUGAAAAAAUCUCGAACAAUUUUAUUCGAAAUACUCAAAGAUGGGAUGCUAAAAUUUCAAUUUCUUUUGGAUUCAUGUACGCCUGGAUCAAUUCCAGAUGCUCAAUUAGUGGCGGCAAUGUUGGAUCUCAAAGCACCAGUAUUGGCAAGAGCAGCUUUUCUACUCGAAUGUUGUCAUUUUGUUCAUCGAUGUAAUCGGGGACAAUGGCCCGGAUGGAUGAAAAUGAAUUUCAAUUUUUUUAGACCUUCAGGUCCAAGACAUGGUUCUCAAACAGUAAUCAAAAGUCGAGCAUCAACUACAUUACAAAAACAUGCUGGUCGAUGUUUUUAUCAAUGGGCAGAAUUAUUAUCAUCACGUUUAGAAGAUAUUCUACAGAAUGAUAUCGACAUGAUGCAAUCGAUUACCGAUAGUGAUGGAAAUCAACAAAUUCAACAACAACAGCAACAACAACAACAAGAAGAUAAUUUUCUAUCAAUUUCUUGUGUAGAUAGCAAAGAAGGCAAUUGUCCGUUUGCAUUGAAAAUUAUAGCCUGUCAACUUUUAUACGAAAUAACAACAUAUUUACGUGAAACACAUCAAUAUCUAUUGACACAAAAUUCACGUCGAACAUCUAUGGUUAAUCCAGCGAUAGUAGCAGCGGUUGCUUCUGCAAAAGAAAAAAGUUGUAUCGAACCACCAAGACCAUUGGCAAUGCAUCAGAAUCGUCGUUGGUCGAUGGCUUUAAGCACUGGAACUUUUAACAAUUCUGCUCAUAGUCUAAUGUCAUUGGCAAAUUUUCCGGGUGGUCCAAUGCAUGUUCUGGAACAUAUGUUACCACCAAGUGAUAGACGUAUUAGUUUUGUAUUGCACGAAGCCGAAGUGGAAAACGAUUCGAAUAGUUUGAUUGAUUCAAAUGAAGAUAUUAUACAUCAUGAUAAAAAACGUUUAUCACAGGUUGGUCCAUCCAGCUUAGUCACCUGGAGUGGUAGCGGUAUUGGCCGUAGCGGAAGUGGUCAUCAUGAAAGUUUUCGUCGUCGUUCAAUUAAAUUGAAAAAGAAUGAUAGUGGUAAAAAAAGUACGGCUAAAUUACGUUCAGCAACAUUGGUUGAAGAUGAUUAUAAAUCAAUGUUUAAACGUUCAAAUUCAUUACGUUCAAAACGUAAAGUUAGUGGUGCAUCAGAAAAAUCCGAUACAUCUGAAAGAUAUUCAGGUGAAGAAUCACCGGGUUUAUUUUCAGAAGAAGGACAUAGUUUUGAAUCAGCAUUGCUUGAUAAUAAUAUCGAUACGAAUGAUGUUGAUAUGGUAGAGAAUAUUCCAUGGCUAAAGAUAACAACAUUGUUUGCAUCGGCAAUCAAUUUUGAAUGUAAUCAUCAUCAAACCUGUACACAUAAUUGUCAUAAAAAAAUCAUUCAAUCAGCAUCAUUAUUAACAAAAGAAGUGCAAAGAAUCUAUGAAAAAGAUGUACAACCAUUGUUUGAUUUCGAUAUGAUGGCACAAAAAUUAUUGGAUGAUAAAGAAGAUGUUGCUAAAAAGGAGAAAAAAUUAAAGAAAAUUCUAAUGGGACAUGCAUCACCAUUAAAACGAAAAGCAUCCGGACUACAAAUGGACAAAUAUCUUGAUCGUGAUAGUCAUGGACAUAGUGUUUAUAAUAGUCAAACAGGUCUAGCACAUUCUGCAAUCGAUGUUGAAUAUGGAUUCUAUGAAAGUGAAGAUCCACGGCUAAUAUUUCAUGAUGUUCUUAGUUAUCGAUUGGAAAGUAAACAUGAAGAGAAUACAACAAUGUUGUAUAUAUUGAAUCAGGUGAAAAAUCCAUUCCAUUCAAUUAUAUCGAUGAUGUUGAAAAGUGCAUUGAUAUUGAAUCGAAAUCAAUUUGAAUAUUUGCUGAAUCUUUCAUGGAAUUUAAUAUUGGAUGAAGAUAUACAAAUAUCAUCGUCAGCAUCUGUCGCUAUCAUUGUUUGUUCAUUAAAAUGUCCAGAUAUUGUUAUCAAUCUAUUGAAUCAAGAUCUUAAUCAUCAAAAUGUUGAUAUACGUGUGAAUGCAAUUAAUAAAUUCUUAAAAAUCUGGUGUAAUCGUCAUCAAUGUUGGCAACGAUUAGAAGAAGGUGCACAUCUAGUGUUAAAAUUGCCACCAGCUGCCAUAGAAUUUACAAUACCAUCACCAAGAAUUGCACUUGAAUGUAAACCAGUGGUAGAUCCACCAUAUAUGCCAAUCGUAAAAACAAAAGUAGAUGAAGUAGCCAUUAAUCAAGAACCAACUAUACAGAAAUCAUUUGUUGCCGCAACCAAAACACGUCGUAAACAACAGAUCGAAUUGAUUUCAAAAGCAUUACAAGAUCAAGAAGAUAAAUUAAGAGAAGAAAGAGAAAAUUAUCGUUUCAAUAGUGUUCCGGUUACAUUACAAGCUGCAUAUGAACCAGUUUUAUAUCAUACAAUCGAUGAUCAUGAUGAUCAAGAGGAUGAUGUUGAACGAAUCCCAUUACAUCAUCUUCAAGUGGCUCAAUGUUUUUUUCCAUCAAGUUUAACGACAGCUUCAUUUUUAAUCGUUAAUCUAUUGGAAGAUACACAAAUCAAUUCAGACGGACAAGCCGUUUAUGAUGUUGCAUACAAAACAAUAUGGCAUUGUCUAAGUGAAGAUUCGGCACUUUUUCUUAGAAAUUUAUUGGAAAAAUUAACACGUGAAAAGAAAAAUGUUGUCAUUCAAACAAUUCGACGUUUAAUUCGUUUUGUUCCUAGAUUGCCUGCACAAGCAGCAUUCACACUAUACAAUUAUUUGAUUGGUUUCAUCAUGUAUCAUGUUCGAACACCAACUGAAGAUUCACAAUCCAUUAUAGCUUCUGUAAUGUCCAUUCUAUGGUUAAUUGUACCGAAUGUUUUUGGUUUAUUUCUAAAAGAUUUGAAACAAAUUCUACGAAAAGAACAAUGCGAUUCUACGAUUUUGAUCACUGCCAAUGUACCAAGUGCUAAAAAAAUUAUUGUUCAUGGUCCAGAUCCUGGUUCGAUUCCAUCACAAUUUCCCGUACAUGAAGAUACACAAUUCUCACAGAUACUGACGGAUAGUUUGGAUUUUUUCGGUAUUGAUGAAACAAAACAUAAUGAAUAUUUUCUUGUCGAUACAAAAACCAAUCAAAUACAUAAUCUAAAUGCAUUUGUAAGAGAUUUUUAUUUCUUUAAACGUUCACAAUAUCCACAAAUUUCAUUGGUACAUAUGAAUCCAGUUGAAGCUUAUGAUAAAUUUCAACAACAAGCUUUUACAUUACAAUUUACUGAAUUGGGUAAAAGUUUAAUGUCAUUAUCAUUGAUAAAAACAUCUUAUAUGGGCAUACAACGUGUACUAUUUUUACAUGAAGAAUUAAUGAAAUUGCCAUCAUUUCCGCGUAAAGCAUUGGAAACUAAUCUAACAUUAUAUUCCGGGCCAAUGGGCCGUGAAGUAUUGGGUCUAGAUACAUUACAUAAAAUUUCUUGGGUCAAAUUGGUUGGCCGAAUGUUUGAAGCUACAUCAGGAUUUUUUGCCGAUUCUACGGAUAUUCAUCUAUUUUUAAAUGUUGUCAAUGGAACAUUAUUAUUACAUUGUGAAGAUGCCACAAUAUUACGAUUAUGUAUGGCAACAUAUAUUAAUGCUGCACAUCAAUUUAAAAAUAUAUUUGCUACAAAUGGAUAUUUGCUUAUUGUACAGACAAUCGUACAGAUUUAUGGUACACAUCAAACAAAUUCAUUGCUAUGUCGUACAAUUGAAUUUGUAUUCAAACAAUUCUAUAUUCUUCAUUCUAAACCGUUUGUGUUGCAAAUGUUUGGCGCUGUUGCACCAUUGUUGGAUACAGAUUCCAUCAACAAAUAUGAAUCAUCAUGUCAGAUUUCACCGAAAGCAUUUUUUCAAUUAUUACAAUCACUUGGCCAAUAUACAGCCGAUCCAUUGGACAUUUUAGAAUUGGUGGAUGCAGAAAAACCAUUGAAAGCAUUAGAUUUUUGUUAUCAAAUGGAUUCCGAAACAUUAACCGUAUUGGAUUCAAUUUCAUUAUGUGUCACUGUUAUAUCAUAUGCUCCAGAUUCUGAACGUGGCCAUCAAAUGUUGACUAUAUUGGAUUCAAUAUUACCAUUCCAUCUGAUGCAUAUGCAAACAUUGACAACGAAAAAAGAAACACCUGGUGGUCCACGUGCUGAACUAUCCAUGAUUCAUAACAUUUCCGUUUGUAUUAAAACUUUGAUAUACAAUUGUGAAGCAUUGACCAGAAACUUUACCGGACCACAACGAACAUUGGACAUCAGAGAAACUAGUGUUAAGAAUCUAUCUCCACAUAUUGAAAUCGAUGAAGAUAGCCAUUCCAAAUACAAUGCAGAAACUUAUUAUCCACCACGUCAUAAUCGUGUAGAAUUAGAUGAUGGUGAACUUUGUCGUCUUGAAUUUCGAAAACCUCGUGAUCUACUUUUGAAGAUUGUAUCGGAAUUUCUAACCAAAAGUACAACUAGAUUUGCUGAACUUAGUAAAAAGAUUGCUGAAAUUCAUCAGAAAAAUUCUAGCUAUGAAUUAUUAGAUGUUAAAUGUCAUAUUCGUUUGGCUGAAAUUGCUCAUAGUUUGCUCAAAUUGGCCCCAUACGAUCCACAAACAAUGGCUUGUAAAGGUUUAGUUCGUUAUAUGAAUGAAAUUCUACCAAAUUCUGAAUGGCGUCAAGAAUCAAUGCGUCCAGCAUUGAUUAUGGUAUUAAGGAGAUUGGAUAAAACAUUUACGAAAAUAUCGAAAAAAUCUGCAAUAAAACGAACAACCGAUUGGGAAGCAGCACGACGGCUAUUAAAAGGUGUUUAUUUAACAUUCGCUAAACAUCCUUAUAUUGUACAUCUACCUCAUCUUAAAUCAUUAAUCAACGUUUGUCAAAACAUUAUUAUCGGUGAUCAAACUUCGUAUUUUCUUUCGGAAUCAUCAUCGGCUGUUUCAUCGUGGACAACUGCAUUGUCACAGGCACCACCACCAGGAUUUACUUCGGUAGCUGUUCGUUUAAUAUCACUUCAAAUGAUACAAUUGGGCGAUUCACAAUCAUUGGAAACAAUUUGUAGUGGUGCAUUUUCAUCACCAGAAAAAAGUGAAAUCUAUCUAAUGAAUAUGAUAUAUCCAAUGUGCAUACGUACAACAAGUGGAAUGAAAGAUACACCAAAAUUUCGUCUUUGUGAUAUUAAUUUUGUUUUAAGUGUCAUAUUGAAUAUUUUGAAACCGGCAAAUUCAAAACCAACAAAAGGAAGUGAUUCAUCACAAGUUGGUGCACAAUUGAAACAAUUUUCUCUUCAACAGAUUGGUUUUUUAGGAUUGAAAAUUUUAAUCAUUUGUUUUGAAAAACAAUUAAACACCGAAUGGUAUCAUAUUGCCAAAUGUAUUCGUGAUUUAGCCGACAAACCACAUUUGAUUGGUUCGACAUUCUGGAAUUUUAUCGAUUUCAUUUCCACUUAUCGCACGCCAUUAUUUGUAUUGAUGUUACCAUAUAUUAAAUGCAAAUAUUUACUCAAAAGUUGUGAGAAUGGAAUCGAAAAAGCAUAUCAAUUAAGGAUACAGGAAAAAUUGAAUGGAAGUGGAUUACCAUUCAAUAGAUCAAAAGGUAAUCUUUAUGUUUCAUUAGUGAAUGAAAUGAAAUCAUUACGUGAAGAUAUUAUUCGCCGUAAAAAUAAUCCCAAUAUUGAUGAACGAAGUAAAUCGAUAGUACAGGAACAGAAUAGUGCUAGUGAUAAACAGGAAAACAGUGGCCAUCGAUUAAGUUUUGCAUUCUCACAGCUAGCGGCAAGUGCCUCCAAAUUAUCCAAUAUUAGUUCAACGAUACAACCAAAUACAGCUGCAACAGUCGUUGGUCAACAACAACAACAACAACAAUCACAUGGAUCACAACAAUCUUCAUAUGGUGAACAAUCACUGAAUUCACCAACAACUUCAAUCAAACCAAGAGUUUUACGUGGAUUAAGUUUUCGAUUGAGUUCUGAUUCACGACGUUUAGCUCAACGAGGUUUAAGCGUUAAAUUAGCUUCAAAUCAAUCGGAUAAAAGGAUGUUUGCUCGUCGUACCAGUUAUCCUGAUCAUCCAGAUGUUGAUGAAUGUGGUGAUUUCAAACAUCCAUCUGGUUCUGAACCAAAACUUUUUCGAAAAAUGACAUUAAGUUCUAGAGCAAGUAAAGCACAUAAAUCAUCCAUUUCUUCCAGUGGUGAAGCAUUAACCGAGAAUGUUCCACCUCCGAAUUCAACAUCAUCAUCAACAAUGAAUAUGCCAAUCCGUAAGGAAACGUCAUUCACUUUGACAACAACCAAUAAGGAAGAAAUCAAACAACAACAACGACUACAGCGACAACAACAACAGCAACAGCAGCAACAACAAAAAUCAUCGACAAGAAAAUCAUUUCGUUUCAAAAAUCGUAGCUCAAUAUCAUCGGAAGAACAUUCAUCAUCGACAACAAAAUCGAUAGAAAAUUCUGUAUCCGAUUUACAUAAUAAUGAUUAUAACACACAACAGAUAACAAAACCAACAUCAAUAUUAAAAUCAUCAUUGAAAUCAUCAUCAUCAUGUGAUAAUGAACAAUCCAAUAUUCAACAACAACAACAACAAUAUCAACAAUCGUUAACAAAAUCAUCAUCGGCCGAUCAAACAUUACCGAUUACAAAGAUCAAUUCGCUUGUUCUACAACAACAAUACUCAAUCAAUAACUGUGAUCAUCAUCAUCAUCAUCCGCCUACUCUUCCAUCAGCAACGAUAUUAUCAAUUCAAAAUCAACAACAAUCAAAAGGAAAUAUGGUACCAAUUGUUGUUGGACAAUUACCAUUGAAAACAUCAAUGAUUGAAAUGAAUAAUAAUCAAACUAUAACAUCAUCAUCAUCAUCACCGAUGAUGACAUUGACAACUACAACAGCUACAUUUUCUACAUCAACAAACGCCACAUCGAUGACGAUGAUGAUGUCGCCGAUACGUACAACAUCGGCAACACCAACCGGUAAUAAUAAUCAUCAUCAAUCAUCAACAGCCACAAUUGGUUCACAACAAAUUAUAUCAACAAUUGAUAAUAAUCUGGAUAAUACACAAACGAUGAUGAUGAACGCCACCAUGACGACAAAUGGUGGUCAUACAAAUCAAUUGGCAUCAUCAUCAACAACAACAACAACAACAACAACCACAACAUCGACGACAACGGCAAUACCGUUUGAAACAUCAAUACAGGCAUCAUUACCAUUUGCUGAUGAAGAAACUUGAAUUUUUUUUUCUUCAAUUAAAUCAAACUAGUUACCCUUAUUACCAUCACAAGUUAAACUUGGUUUCAACAAAAAAAAAAACUAAUGAGGAAAUGAAGAAACUAAAAAUCUCUGCUUCGAGGGGCUCGAUUUGGUUUGGAUAUCAAACAUACAAAACAAACAAAAUCACAUAUAAUA
Dermatophagoides farinae (American house dust mite) is the source of this 11594-nucleotide messenger RNA. The record is from RefSeq and is a predicted model, not a curated record. NCBI's taxonomy places the organism in Eukaryota, Metazoa, Arthropoda, Arachnida, Sarcoptiformes, Pyroglyphidae.